AUGAGCGAAAGAGGAAAGGCGCGGUUUUGCCGGGCGAGGAAACUUGAAAGGGCACAGCAGGAGAAAAAAGGCGCCAGCGCAAAAAGAAAGAAAAACGAAACAUGGGGGAGAGAGACUCGAACACGAGCAGAGGAAUGUCCUGACUCCUCACAAAAAUUAUUCGGUCCUCCGCGUCGCAAAGGAGGGCGGACCGGCCUUCUGAGUCACGGCAGAGCUGAGCGAGACCUUGGCUGUAAGGCAGACAGGAUCAGGUUAGACAUUAUGCCGAUUGCUCCGAGUAGCCAAUCAGGGGGUGAAAAUAAACGGCCAGAGAUAAAGUCCGUGCCCCACUUGGAUCAGCUUUCUGCUGCCUCUUUCCGGUAUGGCGCGGCAGCCGAGAGCUGGCUCAGGGUUAGUCAGCGUCGUGUCCAAUCAAAUGCUGAACGGGAGAAGGAACGAGAAACGAGACAGAAUGAGAGCCGGAGGAGUAUCGAUAGACCAUCGAUGAAGUCUGUGUAUUCGUACCUGAUAGCAAAAGCCGGUAGGACGCGUAGUCAAAGUGGGACAUCCAACUUGAUUGUCUCGACAAGCAGUGUCAGAACUCGAAGAAAUGGGUGCCAGGCAGCAUCUAACCGUGCCAAGUCAUGGCUUGUGGCCAUGAUGAAUGACAACAACUGGGACAGCUGGGCAAUCUGUGGAGGAGAAAAGUUUGAUCGGGAAGGAAGGAUGCCAUCUGGUAAGCACGAUAUUAUUCAGUGUGACACCGGUGACAAACCAUGA
Messenger RNA from Talaromyces stipitatus ATCC 10500, 759 nucleotides. RefSeq lists its product as uncharacterized. Lineage: Eukaryota; Fungi; Ascomycota; Eurotiomycetes; Eurotiales; Trichocomaceae. The record is from RefSeq and is a predicted model, not a curated record. The coding region runs from base 1 to 759 and encodes 252 amino acids. The transcript has 6 exons.